Messenger RNA from Owenia fusiformis, 535 nucleotides. NCBI's taxonomy places the organism in Eukaryota, Metazoa, Annelida, Polychaeta, Sabellida, Oweniidae. The record is from the annotation of a GenBank genome assembly.
AAACCAACAGGACAACACAUCGGAGCAGAAAAAGAAGAAAAAUGUUUGUGACAACGUUAGGAAUCGUUCUGCUUUCAUUGGCGGCGGUAAAACCUCAACAGACAACUCAACUUCAACUGCCAACAACUCAGCUACCAACAACUCGGCUGCCAACACCUCAGCUACCAACAACUCGGCUGCCAAGUUCAACUCGACGCAUGACAACCACUGUUAUUCCAAAACGAACCAGUUAUCGACCUCUGCCAACCACUGUAAUUCCAAAACGAUCCAGUUAUCGACCUAGGACGACCGUGAUUGCCCCAACAUCAACCAGACGAUAUUACAGUACUUCUUCGAUUGUUGCCCCUAUUACAAGCCUUGGUGCAGGCCAUGUAAAUUGUUCAGCCGACCUUAACAUCGACAUCCUAGUUCCUUCUUCAAUUAUCACAAAAGAAAAUCUCAACAUCGGUGAACCCCUACACGUUGAAGGCAACACUGACUGCAAGAUUGACUACAAUGGAGGCCUUGGAGUAUUCAAUGGAGAAAUGUCCCUUUC